Papaver somniferum (opium poppy) is the source of this 1756-nucleotide messenger RNA. Its product is annotated as putative hydrolase C777.06c. The record is from RefSeq and is a predicted model, not a curated record. The transcript is spliced from 9 exons. The coding region runs from base 79 to 1050 and encodes 323 amino acids. Lineage: Eukaryota; Viridiplantae; Streptophyta; Magnoliopsida; Ranunculales; Papaveraceae.
AUUUGGAUCGUUCGUUUUCUCCAUUUUUAUACCUCCAGUCCUGACUGAAAACGAUUCAAACCUUUUUAAGGCAUAAAAAUGGAGAUUCCAAGAGAAAAUGGAAAUUCAUACGAAAUUGAUCAUGAUCAUCAUAGUUCAUUGAUAUUUCUGGGAACUGGUUGUUCAAGUGCAGUUCCAAAUUGUAUGUGUUUGAUUCAACCUUCAAAUCCACCUUGCGCCGUUUGUUCUCAAUCACUUUCAAUCCCUCCUGAGCUUAAUCCUAAUUACAGAUGCAACACGUCUCUUCUUAUAGAUUAUUGCAAUGGAGAUGGUGAACACAAGUAUAUAUUGAUUGAUGUUGGAAAAACAUUUAGGGAGCAAGUACUUCGGUGGUUCACUCACCAUAAGAUUCCUCGUGUGAAUUCUAUAAUUUUGACCCAUGAGCAUGCUGAUGCAGUUCUUGGCCUGGACGAUAUACGUGCAAUCCAACCAUUUAGUCCUACAAAUGAUAUUGCUCCAACUUCCAUUUACCUAAGCCAGUAUGCAAUGGAGAGCAUAGAAGUUAAAUUUCCCUACCUGGUUCAGAAAAAGCUUAAAGAGGGCCAAGAAGUAAGGCGGGUUGCGCAGCUCGAAUGGAAAACUAUUAAAGAGGAUUGUGAGGAAACAUUUGUCACAUCAGGCCUACAGUUUAUUCCUUUACCAGUGAUGCAUGGAGAGGACUAUGUGUCCUUGGGUUUUCUUUUUGGUGAAAAGUCUAGAGUUGCAUAUAUAUCUGAUGUUUCACGGUUCCUGCCAAGCACAGAACACGUUAUCUCAAAGUCUGGAGCUGGACAGUUGGAUCUACUUAUUCUGGACACUUUGUACAGGACCGGAUCACAUAAUACACACUUUUGCUUCCCGCAGACACUAGAAGCUAUAAAGAGGAUAUGCCCAAAACAAGCUCUGUUAGUUGGAAUGACCCACGAGUUUGAUCAUCACAAGGACAAUGAGUUUCUUGCUGAAUGGUCUAGAAGGGAAGGGAUACCAGUCCAGCUUGCUCAUGAUGGUCUCAGAGUACCUAUUCAGCUGUAGUGUGUUAAGUGGAAUGGUUCUGAAGUAUCAAAUAUAUACCCCUUCUUGAGGUUAUCGUUUUUCUACACAGUCUGUUUGGGUUAAGAGCAAUGACAACUGGACCUGCUACUUUUGACAAAUUAUUACAAUGGCGCAUGCAAAAAAACAUGUGCAUAAGAAAUUCAACAUUAACUUUUGUUUAAUAUUGUGUUUGUAGGCAGAUGUGGAAAUUCUAGUUGAGUCUUCAGAUGCAGUAUUCAUUCUGUCCGGAGCGGAGAAGUUAUGCCAUUUACCAAUACUAUCAUUGUUGUAUUCACAUUAUUUGAACAUUAUAAACCAUACAUAAUCUGUUAAAAGCCGCUAGGGAAAGGUUCAUGACACCAGUAUGAGAAGAGCCAGAGUUUUGAACUUGAACUGUCUAAAUUCAGAGGAACUGAAUUACUUUUUCAUUCAGUUGUCCAACGAGGAAGAGAAAAAUCAGAAUCACCAAAUAUCUGUAACAUUUUAAAGGGUAUACCUUGUGUUCUAUAAUUCUCUCCUAUAAACAAGUCUAGUUGUGCCCUGGUUAAUACAUUUGGAAUCAUUCGGAGUCGGGCUAAGAGAUGGAUUUUCUACUCUCUUCUCUGUUCAUUUUGUAUAGACACUACUCAUUCAUUUAUGAGUCUAACUGAACUCUAACCUUUUGUAUCACAUAACAAAAAUUUUAUCGUGAGGUAAAUUUUUUGAC